Messenger RNA from Daldinia vernicosa, 432 nucleotides. RefSeq lists its product as uncharacterized. The record is from RefSeq and is a predicted model, not a curated record. The transcript is spliced from 3 exons. Bases 1 to 432 code for a protein of 143 amino acids. NCBI's taxonomy places the organism in Eukaryota, Fungi, Ascomycota, Sordariomycetes, Xylariales, Hypoxylaceae.
AUGUCGUACUUGAUGUCGUACUUGAAGCCUCGUCUCUACCGCAUUGGCGAUGUGGACUAUAUCCAGGUCUCCGGUGAUCCACUCCUUACAAUGGAGGAAUACUCCCUACACCAGGUUUCAAACUAUCGUGCCAUUCAGAGCCUUGACCGAAGCCUCGCGGAAGUUGAGGAGAUUCUAAAUAAAGAAAUGAAUAUGGAAAUUGGUAUGAAACUAAAGGAGAUCAUUGAGAUUUGCAAAGAGGUCCGUGGGAUUGUGGCGGAGGACACGGUCUGCUUCAACCUUCGCCCAGGAAAGGAUUACGAUGGACCCAUGAUCAUUCUACGCCCCGCCAGAGAUGAACAAUUUAAAGCAAUCGUGACUAUGGUGAUUCCCGCCAUCCUCCUGCUCCUCCUUUUCACUUCGCCUUAUGCUCUUCUCUGGAGAAUCUUUUAA